AUGAAGAAUAUUAAGCAUAUUACGUUUUAUUUAUUUUUUUUUAAUAUAAGUAUAUAUUUAAUAAAUGGAAAAGUGGAAAAUAAUAAUCAAAAUAUUUCUAGCUUAGGUCAGAAAAAGUCAAAUUUAAGAUAUAAAAACGAAAGUAGUAAAAAUGUUAUCAAAAAAAAACCGGUUUCUUCAGUGAAGCAAAUUAAUAAAGUAAAAAAUUCAUCGAAUAAUUAUACAGUUCAGAAAAGUAAUAAAAGUACAAGUGGUAAUAAGAUUUCGAAAAUUCAGGAUAAUAAACAUAUUUCUAAUAAGAAAGAAAGUAAAGGAGCUAAAAAGAGUGCAGUAAAAAAGAAAGAUGAAACAUCAAACAUAAGUUCAAAUUUAGAUCAUCUAGUACAAAAAAAUAAAAUAUCAGAUAAUGCAGUAAAAAACUUAAGCAAUCAAGAAAAUAAUAUUGAAAUGACCCCUAAAAAUGAAGUAUCUACAGAGCAUAAUAAUAGUGAAGAUACUAAAAUAUUAAAAGAAGAGCAAAAUGAUGAACAGUCAGUACAAGAGAAAAAAGAGGAAGAAGGAGUAAUACUAAAAGAAAAUAAGGAAGAGGAAAUACAAGAUCAAAAGGAAGGACCAGGAAAAAGUGAGGAACAGAAAAAUGAACAGAUAGAUUCACAUAAAACAGUAGAAAAAAAUGCACCAAAUGAGACAGGCAUAUCUGAAGAAUCAAGUGUUAAUACUAUGAAAGAUACAGAGCAAGUGAUAGAAAAAGAGAUAGAGAAAGAGAUAGAGAAGGGGAUAGAGAAAGAGAUAAAUAAAGAGAUAGAAAAAGAGAUAGAGAAAGAAAUUGAAAAACAGAUAGAAAAAGAGAAAAUGGAUAAAAAUAAAGAGAAAAAAAAUGAAAAAGGAUUUUCAAAAAAAGUAGAAACAGAUCUAUCAAAUAUCAAGGAAGAAAUUAUAUCUUUUGUAAAUAAUUUUAAAAAAGAUGAAAGAGUUGUAAAAGUAUCUGAAGCUUUAGGAACUAUGGCCACUAAUACAUAUGAGGGUGUCGUUAAGGUUGUAGAUUCAGUAAUGUUUUUUGUAAAAGAUUUUGCUGAAAUGGUUAAUAAUAUAUAA
Messenger RNA from Plasmodium malariae, 1095 nucleotides. Its product is annotated as liver stage antigen 1, putative. The transcript has a single exon. Bases 1 to 1095 code for a protein of 364 amino acids. NCBI's taxonomy places the organism in Eukaryota, Apicomplexa, Aconoidasida, Haemosporida, Plasmodiidae. The record is from RefSeq and is a predicted model, not a curated record.